CAGAAGACUACUGUCUUCAACACACGAGCCUGAGCUACCUUAGCCAAGUGCCCCACAUAUUCCAGAAGGAGAAGGACAGACUUCAAGUUCAAAUCACUUCCAGAGCUGUGAGUGACUAGUGCCUUGGCAGGUAGUGCAUGCCUCAUCACUGAAAGGAUCCAAACAAGACUGCCAUGGAAGAAAAUGAAUACUCAGGAUACUGGGAACCUCCUAGAAAGCGUUGCUGCUGUGCAAGACGUGGGACACAGCUCAUGUUGGUGGGGAUGCUGAGCACAGCAAUGUGGGCUGGCCUGCUGGCCCUGCUUCUUCUGUGGCACUGGGAAACGGAGAAGAAUCUAAAACAGCUGGGAGACACUGCAAUUCAGAAUGUCUCUCAUGUUACCAAGGACUUACAAAAAUUCCAGAGUAAUCAGUUGGCCCAGAAGUCCCAGGCUGUUCAGAUGUCACAAAACUUGCAAGAACUUCAAGCUGAACAGAAGCAAAUGAAAGCUCAAGACUCUCAGCUCUCCCAGAACCUGAACAAACUCCAGGAGGAUCUAAUCAACGUCAGAUCCCAGAACUCGGAACUCUCCCAGAACCUGAACAGACUCAAAGACGAUCUAGUCAACAUCAAAUCCCUGGGCUUGAAUGAGAAGCGCACAGCCUCAGAUUCUCUAGAGAAACUCCAGGAAGAGGUGGCAAAGCUGUGGAUAGAGAUACUGAUUUCAAAGGGAACUGCAUGCAACAUAUGUCCCAAGAACUGGCUCCAUUUCCAACAGAAGUGCUACUAUUUUGGCAAGGGCUCCAAGCAGUGGAUCCAGGCCAGGUUCACCUGCAGUGACCUGCAAGGGCGACUAGUCAGCAUCCACAGCCAAAAGGAACAGGACUUCCUGAUGCAACACAUCAACAAGAAGGAUUCCUGGAUUGGCCUCCAGGAUCUCAAUAUGGAGGGAGAGUUUGUAUGGUCGGACGGGAGCCCUGUGGGUUAUAGCAACUGGAAUCCAGGGGAGCCCAAUAACGGGGGCCAGGGUGAGGACUGUGUGAUGAUGCGGGGAUCCGGCCAUUGGAACGACGCCUUCUGCCGCAGCUACUUGGAUGCAUGGGUGUGUGAGCAGCUGGCAACAUGUGAGCUAUCUGCCCCCUUAGCCUCUGUGACUCCAACAAGACCCACCCCAAAAAGUGAACCCUGACAAACUUCUGCUCGCCCUCUUCUGGAUUUCUCCUCUACCUUUAUCGUGGAAGCAGCUGGGCCCUGAGGAUACCCUAUCAGGGCCCAGGGUCCUCUCUGUGACCGAGGGCUUUGACUAUGUUCCCACCCAUACUGAAGCAGCUGGUGGAUGCCAGCUCCUGCCAGCUACCCAGAAAGCCUCUCUAGCUCUCCAGCUAAGCUGGCCAUCCCAUUCCAUCUGCCCUCCUCAAACCUGGGCCCCAGCCUUGCUAGCUCCCCGACUACGGGCAUGCAUGUGGACAGCUGAGCCAACCAGGGAGCUGCUGAGAACAGAGAUUUCGAAGGCUUCUUUUACAGCCCCCACCUCCUAUCAAGUUCCCCACUUCCUCCCCCUCGGCAUCAGAGAAUAGGGGUUCCCUUUCGCUGGGAUCUGGAAUGAGUCCUCCCAUCAAGUUUGCAUCAGUGGUCCCCAGUAAUCCGACCCUCCUUGGAGGCUGCACCAGGUGUGCUCCUGGUGCGGGAGGUAUUGAAGGAACUCUAAGCAGCUCCAGCAUGAUGAGCUUGGCUCGAUCUGGUAGGCCUGGCCCUUCUCUCCCAUUCCCUCUACCUUACUAAAGGCUCUUAGAUAACAUUCCCAAAGCUAGCCCACAAGGUCUAUUCCCUUAUUUGGCCACUUCCUCCUCCUGAGGCUGACUACAAGGUCCAGCUAUCCAAGUAUUGAAGUCUAACAAUCAAAAGCCCCCUUUGUCUCAACUAAGUAGCAUGCCCAAUCAAAAUACAGCAUCGCAUCAUAGCCCAGUCUAACAGACCACCCUUUUUCUCUUCAUAAAAUUACACCUGCAACUGGGCGUGGUGGCACACGCCUUUAAUCCCAGCACUUGGGAGGCAGAGGCAGGCAAAUUUCUGAGUUCAAGGCCAGUCUGGUCUACAGAGUGAGUUCCAGGACAGCCAGGGCUACAGAGAGAAACCCUG
Molecule: messenger RNA, 2119 nt
Organism: Mus caroli (Ryukyu mouse)
Lineage: Eukaryota; Metazoa; Chordata; Mammalia; Rodentia; Muridae
Gene: Fcer2
Product: Fc epsilon receptor II
Source: RefSeq, a predicted model, not a curated record